Molecule: messenger RNA, 387 nt
Organism: Spirodela intermedia
Lineage: Eukaryota; Viridiplantae; Streptophyta; Magnoliopsida; Alismatales; Araceae
Source: the annotation of a GenBank genome assembly
AUGGGAGGCCGCCGUGGCAGCCGGCGCCGCCUCCUCGCCGUCGCCGCCGCCGCCGUUGCACUCCUCGUCUUCGCCACCGCUCUGGGUAAGAGGAAGGUCUCCUCCUCUUCCCCUCCGCCGGGUCUUCAUCGAGGAGGACGAGUUGCAGGAGCUCCUCCAGCGGCGGCGGAGCUUCUCCACGGCGGCGGCGAUCGAGCACACCAGCGGCGCCGGCGGCGGCUGAUGGUUGGCCCCGGAUCAUCACCGCCGACGUGCCGGGGCAGGUGCGGGCGGUGCUUUCCCUGCCGACCGAUCCACGUCGCCGUCCAGCCCGGAGAGAGCGUCACCCUCGAGUACUACCCAGAGGCGUGGCGCUGCAAGUGCGGCAGCAAGCUCUUCAUGCCCUGA